This is a messenger RNA of Teleopsis dalmanni, 1191 nucleotides long. RefSeq lists its product as uncharacterized. The record is from RefSeq and is a predicted model, not a curated record. NCBI's taxonomy places the organism in Eukaryota, Metazoa, Arthropoda, Insecta, Diptera, Diopsidae. The transcript is spliced from 4 exons. Bases 115 to 1059 code for a protein of 314 amino acids.
AACCAAUUUUCGGGGGUAUAAAAACCAAAAAUUUGGCUUUUUAAGAAUCAAUUAUUAAAUUUCAGUCGAAGCAUAAACUUGAAGAUUGCAUACUAACUCCUAAGCGGCCAUAAAAUGAGACGUGCUUUAAUUUUGGCGACCAUUAUUUGUGUCUUUAGCGUGCUUAAUGUGGCGGAAGCACGUUGGACAACAACUACCAGAAAAAGCAGGACAACGACAACAACAACACCAACAACGAAAGCGACACCUACCACUAUUAAGACAACGACAGCAGCUGCAUCGAAUAAUGCUGAUGAUGACCGCACCUAUCAUCCCGCUGAAGUGCUUAGCCCACGACUCAUUGAGAGAUUUGAUAAACGUUCUUUGGACGGUCAUUACGAGUACAGAUAUGUCUUGAGUAAUGGAGACACUCGUUAUGAACGGGCAUACUGGAUACCAGUUGGUAAAAAGAUGGUUUUAGCAAGAAAAGGAUAUUAUUCCUAUCCAAUGCCAAAUGGAAAAUUUUUGACAGUAUUUUAUACAGCAGAUCAGAACGGUUUCCAUGAAGUAUCCUCAACUAACACACUUCAACAACCUGUGCUGCCACGAAAUCUGGAAGUGCCAGAAUACGCACCUCCAGUUGUGCAGUAUUCGACAACAACAACGAGUGCACAAUCACAAAAAGGCAGCAAACCCAAAGGCACAACAAAAACUUUAGAAAAAUUACAAAGUAAAAGUGAAGUUGAUGAUACUCUUAUGACAACUAUGGUGGCCAACCAUGCUGAAGCAGGAAUAGCAGUAGGAACAGUACAGCCACAACCACAUUCAAGUCAUCAUAACGACAAUACCGCACAAUUGCCAACUACGCAAAAUGCAUUUGACAGUGCAGUUCCAACAACCACAACAGCUGGAAACCGAAAUCCCAAUCUUAAUCCAAGCAUGCAAUACGGAAUUGGAAUGGGAUUGGGAUUGGGCGCAAAUGCUGUCGCAGGGUUAGGAAUGACAGGAUAUGAAGCUGUUGCUGUAGGAAAUGAUAGUUUUGAAAGUGUCACAUCAAACGCAAUGGUUAAAGCGGAUUAAAUUCUACUCUCGGCAAGAGUGAUGAGCUGUGUUUAGAGUGCAGCUUGUAGGUUCCAGCUGCAGUUCUGGACAUGCGUACUUAUCUCACUCCAAUUUAGUUUUUAAUUAUUAAAUGACAAAUUCCAACAUUAA